AUGGAAGUCACCUUUGAUCCCAACUCCAAUGCAUUUGAUCUUGGAAAAGAACAACAGCAGCCCGAGAAGAAAGAUAACUUUAUUAAACGUCUACGUCAAAAGAGUGUAUCUUCAGGAACAAACAAUUGUAAUAACAAUACCAUUAACAAUACACCAACUAGUAAUAACAACAAUUCACCAGAUUCAAGAAGAGAUUCAUUUAGUUCACCUUAUCCACCAAGUUUCAAUCUCAAUAGCAACGUUAUGAAUACACCAAAUUCAUCGUCAUCGUUCUCUUUAUAUUCUAAAUUUUAA
This is a messenger RNA of Heterostelium album PN500, 294 nucleotides long. RefSeq lists its product as uncharacterized. Bases 1 to 294 code for a protein of 97 amino acids. The record is from RefSeq and is a predicted model, not a curated record. NCBI's taxonomy places the organism in Eukaryota, Evosea, Eumycetozoa, Acytosteliales, Acytosteliaceae. The transcript has a single exon.